CGUUGAACGCAGGUAGUGUUGAAACGGUCGUCAAAAGAACCGCACGUAACCGAUGUUGUACGGUUCGCGAUUUACACGAGAUACACGGAUUUGAAACCACGGAUCUUUGCGCAAGCGACGAAAGUGAUGUGCUAGCACAAAGGGCUCAAGUGAAGGGAUCUCUAAAAAAUCCGGAACAAAAUGGUACAAAGCGAGAAAAAAGGCGACAUCGUCCUGAAACAUGUCAAAACAGACAACUUUAGUUCUACGGCAAACCUAACUUCGAACACUGGUUUUCAAUCUACAUUGAGUCUCGGCUCUAAAGAAAUCAUUAAUGAGAAACCAUACAAACCGUUCGAACACAGAAAUGUCGAACACCCGAAUUCAACAAUUGGCUCUCUGGUCCAUCUACUCAAGUCUUCCCUUGGGUCUGGUAUCCUGGCGAUGCCAGCCGCCUUCAAGAACGCAGGCUUGGCAGCGGGAGCCAUUGGCACCAUCGUCGUCGGGUUCAUCUGUACACACUGCGUUUAUGUACUUGUGAAAACAUCGCAAGAGGUGUGUGUGGAGGCGAAGAAACCGUCUAUGGGAUUUGCUGAGACUUGUGGUGCUGCCUUCGAAUUCGGCCCGAAGAGGCUCAGGCCUUGGGCAAAUUUUGCCAGAACAUUCAUCGAUUACGCGUUGACCUGCACAUAUUUGGCCGCACUCUGUGUUUACGUCGUGUUCAUAGCUGAAAACUUCAAAGAGGUCUUAGAUGAAUACAUUCCCGACUACAAAUUGUCAGUGGAGGCGUACUGCGCGCUCACCCUGGUCCCUCUUGUCCUCAUCUGCCAAAUACGGAACCUAAAAUGGCUGGUGCCUUUCUCGGCUAUCGCCAACGUGUUCCUCGUCAUCUGCUUCUCAAUCACCAUGUAUUACAUCUUCAGUGGUCUGCCCAAUCCUGCUGAACGGGAAAUGGUCGCCAGUGUUACCCAGUGGCCUUUGUUUAUAAGUACCGUAAUUUUCGCCAUGGAAGGCAUUGGCGUGGUAAUGCCAGUUGAGAACGAGAUGGCCAAACCAGAACAGUUCCUGGGGUGUCCUGGAGUCCUGAAUGUAGCUAUGACAGUGGUUAUAUCCUUAUACGGCAUCGUCGGCUUCUUCGGGUACAUCAAGUAUGGAGACGACGUGCGGGGAAGUGUCACCCUGAAUUUGCCGCAGGACGAAGUGUUGGCUCAGAGUGCCAAGAUAUUGAUGGCCCUAGCGAUCCUCUUCACAUACAGCCUUCAAUUCUACGUGCCCAUGGAAAUGAUCUGGAGACAGAUUCACGACAAAAUUGCGGUGCGGUACCACAACAUUACCCAGAUUGGUAUCAGAACAGCUGCUGUCGUUGGAUCAGUUGCUCUUGCCGCCGCGUUCCCCGACUUAGAACUUUUCAUCAGUCUCUGCGGCGCUAUCUUCUUAUCCAGUCUUGGUCUUCUCACUCCAGCUAUCGUCGACACAGUCCACAAGUGGGAUAGAGGCUUGGGCUUCGGAUACUGGGUCCUUUGGAAGAAUAUCUUCAUCGCCAUAAUCUCUCUGAUUGCUCUAUUCGCCGGAUCUUAUACGUCCAUCAGAGGUAUGGUUGAUAAAUUCGGUCAAACGCCUGUUCUGGAAAUGGCGGCAAAUGUAACGAGUUCGGUAAAUUCUACGCUAGUGUGAAAGAGACUUAUCCAGGUCGUUAGAUCAAGUUCGGUUAGAUGAAUAAAUAAGCUGUUUUAAACAAAAUGUAACAUCGGCCUAUUUUAAUUUUAAGAUAGGAAAAUACAGACUCUUUUGUAUAAUUUGUUACCUACCUGCCUGUUUUCAGUAACCUAUUGACGUCGUGUGUUUAAUAUUUCUUUAGAAUUUUUGAAAAGAAUAUACAACAGCAGCCACGUAUAUUUAUGUGUGUCUAAUAUCCGAGCUGGGCGCACAGCUGUUUGAUGCGACAAAUGACACGCACACAAAGCGUAACGGUGACAGCGAGUUUUUCACGGUUGGCAUCAUGGUACAACAAACGCUUUGAAAUGUUUUAAUUCAUAUUCAUUUAUUUGUGCACGUACGUCAUACAGAUUUCCGGUCAAGUAAAAAAAGUUAUACAGAUCUCCCACCUAAUAUAACUUUUAAAUAUAGAACUAUCACGAAGCACAACGCGUCAAACUGUCGUGCGCCUUAAAAUUACUAGUUAUAAAACAGACAUUAAUUAAAUAAUUCUACUUUUUAUGCGCGAAUGUGGAGUAAGCAAGAGAAUGGAAUUCCAUAGUCUCUACUUACUCCGGUGGGAAAUAACCGUGAGUUUAUGUUUGUUCUAGUUUUCAUUAAUUUACAUUAAUUUCUUAAGUAGAUAUAAUAUUGAAUUAGCCCAAGAUCAGCCUCUUAAAUUAUGUAAGAUUAAUUAUAACUGUAUUUAAAACUUUUGGACAGAAUCAGAAUCAUUUAUUCAACGUAAUUAUCAUGGAUAAACUUGUUGAAGGUCAAUGUAACAUUUUUGAAUUUACGUCAUUUCGCAAGGUGUUAUGGCUGAGGAGAAGAAAUGACAAGAAACUGCAACAGCAACACAUCUUUUAAAUCAAUGAGGGUACAUUACAAGUUAUUUAAUAACUAGAGGAACACAUUCAACUAGACUAUUUGCAUUUGCAUUAGACUAUUUGCGACAUUCCAAUUUUCGAGAAUAUAAAGAGUCUUUAAGACUAUAAACUUUAGAAUAAGAUUGUAUUUUACAGUUACAGGCUAUAGGCGGAAUAGGUUAACUAAUAGGUUGUGAUUUUGAACUCCAUAAAUAUGUUAUCUUAACAUUGUUAAGGGAAUUUGAAUGCUUAUAAUAACAAAACACAAGUGACCAAGUGAAACGAUUGAGCCUCAGUGAGAUUAUAUUUUUGUAUCUGUUGUCUUUUCCAUAAUGUAAAAAAUAUAUUUUUGUACCGUUAAACUAAAUCAUGAAAAAAAAAUUAAAAUGGUAAGUACACGUAAGUAUAAAAUAUUUUAUGUUCGGCAAAAAACAAGCCGCUGGGUCAUUUAAAACUAUUAUUAUUAUAUUAUUUAUAUUUAUUACCAAGUAUUAUUUUUGUCGUUAGAACUAGCCAUAUAUGGUGUGAUUUAUAAUAAAAUAGUUAAUAAAUAAAUAAAAAACAUAGACAUAAAAUUCAAAUUAUUUAAAAUAAAGCUUACCAUUUGUUGAGAUUUUCUACUCGUAUUUCUUAAUAAGUAAUUAGGUAAGUUAACUGGAAGUACAUUUUCUGUUUAUAAAGUGUCAUUAGAUUUUAAUGAAAUAAUGCAUAUGUGAUUUUAAAAUUGCGGUAGAGUUAAACGACUUCCCAUCUAUUUUAAAUAAUGUGGAUUUAAAACUUUUACUUUUUAUUAUUUUAUUUAUAUUUAUGUUAUGUCUUUAUUUUUAUAAUUAAAUCUUAAAUAGGAUUUCCAAUUAUUUUUUUAUUUUUGUGACUUUCAUUUUAUUUCUCUUUGACUUAAUUAAAAUAUCAUUUCAGUAAGUACAUAAUAAAUGUUAGUACAAUUUUGACCGUAGUAUUUAAACGUUAUAAGAUAAAAUGAACAUGCAAAUGUGAUAUUUAAUUUUAUAAAUUUAUUUGUAAAUUUUAAUUUAAAUCUUUAGAUAAGUAAUCUAUUUUUAAUACAAUAAAAUUAACAUUUUUAAAUA
This is a messenger RNA of Pectinophora gossypiella (pink bollworm), 3628 nucleotides long. RefSeq names its product proton-coupled amino acid transporter-like protein pathetic. NCBI's taxonomy places the organism in Eukaryota, Metazoa, Arthropoda, Insecta, Lepidoptera, Gelechiidae. Gene Ontology annotation, biological process: amino acid transmembrane transport. The coding region runs from base 181 to 1653 and encodes 490 amino acids. The record is from RefSeq and is a predicted model, not a curated record. Gene Ontology annotation, cellular component: vacuolar membrane. The transcript has 10 exons. Gene Ontology annotation, molecular function: amino acid transmembrane transporter activity.